Rotaria sp. Silwood1 is the source of this 390-nucleotide messenger RNA. The record is from the annotation of a GenBank genome assembly. NCBI's taxonomy places the organism in Eukaryota, Metazoa, Rotifera, Eurotatoria, Philodinida, Philodinidae.
AUGUCAAAUGUUUAUGAUGAUCUUUCAAAACGAGAUCGACUUUAUGAAGUUUGUUCAUGGACAAGUUUUACUGAUUCAUUUUGUGGUUUUAAUCAAACAUCUCAAAGUUAUACGGCAGAAGAUGGAACUGAUUUAAAAAUAGAACUUGAACAAGCAGAACGUACAUAUAUGUUAACUACAUUUGAAUCGUACUCAGCAUGUGUGAAAGGUUUAAACUUUCACAGUAAACGUCCAUGGAUAUUAGCAUCACUUCAUUCAACUAUUAUUCAAUUAUGGGAUUAUCGUAUGAAAACAUUAAUUGAUAAAUUUGAUGGACACGAUGGUCCUGUACGUGGUAUACAUUUUCAUCAUGCUCAACCAUUCUUUGUUAGUGGUGGAGAUGAUUAUUAA